Heterotrigona itama is the source of this 6691-nucleotide messenger RNA. Lineage: Eukaryota; Metazoa; Arthropoda; Insecta; Hymenoptera; Apidae. The record is from the annotation of a GenBank genome assembly.
GUGAAUAACAGUCUCGUCCACGAAGUAUGUUUAUUAUCGACAAUGCGAAACAGACUGCAGUGGCGGAAUGAAAAUGGCUAAUUGUCAGGUUCGUUGGUGCAGCAGGCAAUACCUAGCACGUACCUUGCUAGAGAAAUAUUUGUGGUAGAUCCUCGAUGAAUCAAGAGUAUGGCUUCUGGUGCGUCUUCCUUGGAUAGUGCUGGAAGUAGUGAAAGAGAUAGUGGAGGCUAUGGCAGUGUCAGCAGUCCUGUUGGUGGGCCUGAAUGUCGUAGUGAUUAUGAUGGUUUGCAAGCACAAUGUGAUCAAGCCAUGCAUCAGCUUCAGCUACUUAGGCAUAAGCACUCCGAUACUAUAAGACGGUGUGAACAUACUAUGAAGGAAUUGGAAUACUACAGGGGACAACAUAUAGCAGUCAUGAAUCAGUUAGAGGCAACAUCACAAGAAAGUUCCGCGCUGCGCGGCAAAUAUGGAGAUUUAGUGAAUGACAAGCAACGCUUGGACCGCGAAGUUCAGGCGUUACAAAAGGAAGUGUCUGAAUUAAGAUGUCAGAAUCAAGAAGUCCUUGUUUCUGAUGCUAGUAAUAAUGAUACUAUGAAUCAGCACUAUUUAUCUGCACUUCGAAAAUAUGAAGCUGUUAAAGACGAGUACGAUGCACUUAGAAAACGCGCAGUUCGCGAGCGCAAUGGUUUAAAACAACAGUGUACCGCUGCUAUUAGACAGUGGGAUAUUGCAUUAAGGGAAAGAAACGAAUAUCGUGAAGCCUUAGCCAAAGUACAGCAACAACAUGAGGAAGCAGUGAAAGAAAUUAAUCAUGCAAUGGUGCUACGCAUGAAGGCUAGUAAAGAUAUGAAACGAUUAACGGAGGAAAGAAAUGCCGCAUUGCAAGAGUAUAGUUUAAUUAUGGGCGAACGAGAUACAGUGCAUAAAGAGAUGGAAAAACUUGGUGAUGAUCUUACGCAAGCAUAUACAAAAGUCACACAUCUAGAAAAUCAAAAUAAACAAUUUAUGGAGGAGAAAAAAGCUUUAUCCUAUCAAAUUGAAACUUUAAGAAGAGAAAUUUCAUCCGCUUUGCAAGACCGAGAUGAUGCUUUGAAACAAUGUAACGAAUUACGUCAAAAGUUUGGUGAUUAUUCCGAAGGUUCAAACAGAGAUUAUAAAAAUCGCAUGGAAUUACACUCGUAUAAUCGUGAACGAGAUAAUUCAAACAAAGAAGCAGAAAGAGAAAAUAACACGGCAGAUUACACUAAGCGAGAUAAGGAACGUAUGGAUAACUUGGAUCAAGCGAACUUGGAGUUAGAUAAACUUAGAAAAUCGGUCGACAAGUUGCAAGCGGAACUCGAAGAAGCUCUUCAAGAAGCAGAGGUAUCAAAGCGAAGGAGGGAUUGGGCUUUUAGUGAAAGAGAUAAAAUAGUUUUAGAAAGGGAAAGUAUUAGAACUCUCUGCGAUAGAUUAAGAAAAGAACGUGAUCGCGCGGUUUCGGAACUAGCGGGUGCUUUACGUGAUUCUGAUGAUAUUAAGAAGCAACGGAAUGAAGCAUCGAAGGAAUUGAAGGAUCUCAAAGAAAAGAUAGAAUCUGGUGAUCAUGCGUUAAGGGCAAGUCAAUUUGUACAAAGCUUAGCGCAUACACAUGAUUCAACGAUCGAUACCGAUGUCAGUGACUGGGAAAUUCUUGCUAUACAUUUAGAUCUUAGUCGAGUUUGUUUGGAUUCUGAUCGCGAUUUGGGAUUGACAUUAGUUGGCGGUCGUGACAAUCCAUAUUAUCCAAAUGAUACAGGAAUUUAUGUUGCUCAAGUGACAUCAGGAAGUGCUGUUGAUGGUAAAUUAAGAGUGAAUGAUUGCAUUAUGCGAGUAAACAAUGUAGAUUGUACGUCUGUUUCUACGCGUGUAAUUAUGGAAACUCUACGUACCUGUUCGGUGGGAUCAGCUACAUUAACUGUUAGAAGACGGCGUUUGACUAGAAGAUCGUUAAGAACAACGCAAUUGCCUGUUGGUUCAGUUCCUCAUGGUAUUACUUUGGAACUUGGAGUAUACAUUUCAAAGAUUUCGCCUGGUAGUUUAGCUGCUAAAGAUGGCAAUCUCGCUGUUGGAGAUAGAGUUUUAAAUAUCAAUAGCAAGCCGAUGGAAGGCAUUAAUUCCAGUCAUGAAGCGAUGGCAACAUUGAAUGAUACAACUGCGGAUGUGAUAACUAUUACGACCUUGAAAGGAAUACCAUUGCCUUCAGCAACUAGUUCUGAAACUAUGACUAUUGAUGAUAGCUUUGCCACUGAGAAGCAAAAAAUGGUGAACAGUUGUUCUCAAACAGAACAAGAAAGAAUAUUGUUGAAGAUCCCGUCAGACGAUUACGAAAGAAGACACGUCGCUUCGAAUUUCACUGAUAGAAGUAUUUAUAAAAUUUCGAAAUCCGUUAGUGCUGAAAAACCAAGUGGAAUUAGCAAUGCUUGGGACAAUAUACGCGAAAAGAUAGACAUAGUACGGGGACGUAAGCACAGCAAAGAUCGAGAGGAGAAGAAGAAACGACAUCGCAACUCAAGUCCGAAUACCUUUGAGCAAGAACAAGACGCGAUAGCGGAAUUGGAUUCAGUAAUUGAAAGCUACCACAAGAAAGCAAAUAAUGGCGUACUGAAACGAAGUAAGCGACGCGGAACCGAAAAAGUUGAGAAAAAUGGAGGUACGUGGCCGAAAGCCAGAGGUGGGCCUCUGAUUCAAAAUGGUACUGGUACUAUUUUACAUCCACGUAAGACAAAAGAAAGGUUACCCUUAAGUGUACUCCUUAAUCAACCACCAAAAUAUGAAAGUUAUAAUUAUAAUCGUAUUUCUAACCCUAUUCCCUUAACCAAUUUCUCUAAUGUAAACAACCGGCAUACGGUUUAUAAACCUGUAGAAAAACCAUUACCAAAUUUCCUUAAAACUGGACCGUUAUUUAGUCAAAAAUCCUUUACUCCAGUGGUGCAGUUCAAAGAUAUACCGAUAGAUAAGAAACCAGCCACCGAAUUCGAGAACACGGAAAAUAGACUCAGUUCUACGUUGACACCAUCUGAGACUAGUAUCGAUUUUUCCGUGAAAUCGGGAAAUACCGGGAAAGACGUAGAAUAUUUCUCGAAGAAGAGAGCGCAAAAAUAUACUCCUAACAACGAGAGCCAAGUAGACACGCUACAGCAUAAUAGAGCGCAAUCUCAACUUUAUUCCGGGGCUGGAUCAUCAACUUCGUCGACCAGCGGCCCGAGACAGCAAUUGACUGGUAAUUUUUCAUUUCCUCCCUAUACGCAUUCGCAUCCGCAUCCCCAUCAACAAAAUUCUUUACCUUCGAGAUACCCUUCCCCGCCGUCUUUGCCGUCUGCACAGUCCGGCGAGUCAAUAGGACUGCCCGAUGCACGAUCUUAUUGUUUCGAACCUUCGUAUAGCCCCGGCCCGCAAACAGGAUUCGGGCAUUUGCACACACCCUCUGUAGAUUUGCAUUACCACAAAUCUCGCGCUCCACCAAUUGGCACUACAUACGACGUACCAGCGUACACGCAUGGCUACGAAGGUGGAACUUUUCCAAGAAAAAAGGAAAAUCAACGUUUUCGAAUACCGUCAAAUCCUAGUGUGACGUCAAAAAGCAGUGUGGGUAAAUUGUCCACCGGCAGUAUAGAAAGAACUUCGGAAAGAGGCAGUCCGAUGCCAACAUUCCAUGUGGAAGUACUUAGCCCUGGUACCGGUGGCGGAACUAGUUCUGGUGGAACCAUCAGAGGAAGUAGUAGCAACAAACGGUCCAGCAUGCCAGACUAUUGUUACUCUCAACCUAGACCAGCACCUGGAGAACUUCGCAGAGUUCAUAUAGACAAAUCGGUCGAGCCCUUAGGGAUCCAGAUUUCUUGCUUAGAAAGCGGCGGUGUAUUCGUUUCUACUGUUAGCGAGCACAGCUUAGCGUCUCAAGUCGGUCUUCAAAUUGGCGACCAGUUGCUUGAAGUCUGCGGUAUCAACAUGAGGAGUGCUACUUAUCAACUUGCUGCCAAUGUGUUACGUCAGUGUGGUAAUUCCAUUACGAUGCUGGUGCAGUACAGUCCAGACAAAUACAAUGAAUUAGAAGGCUCUGCCUCUUCAAGUUCAUCAGAAGCUGGUGGUGCUGAAGGAGCUAGUCGUAGUGGAUCACCAACUCCAUGUAACAGUCCUGAAGCUCCUAGAAAAACAACUAUUGAGCCAUUGGAAAGUUCGGAACCUGAACGCGAUGCUUCUAGUAGUUUAAGUACAACACGUGAUACUUCUAAUACCUUGACUAUUAUGCGUGAAACUUCAAAUACUUUAGAACCACCUCGUACAAUUCGAGAAAGAGACAUCAGAAAUUCCGCUUCCUUGGAAGUACCAAGCACACAACAGAGGGAACGAGAAAUUAGAGCGUCAGCAUCUUUAGAUAUUAAUAUCAGGAAACCGGAGCUUCGUAGUUCAGCUACGUUGGAGAGUAUGCGUAAUUCUGCAACUAUCGAUUCAUUGCGUGGUACACGCGCGCAGCUUAACGUAGCGUUGCAACGGCAGAAUGCUACUGUAAGAAGUCCGACACAAGAAGAUCAAAAUCGUAAAAGUCCGCCACCAAGUGAACCGAGAUAUCUUUUCAUCGAAACGAGGAAAUGUUCGAACUUGGGUAUCUCACUCGUUGGUGGUAAUGGCGUUGGAAUAUUCGUACACUCGGUUCAACCAGGGAGCCUCGCGGAAGAGGCAGGAUUGCGUACCGGUGAUCGUAUCCUAGAAUAUAAUGGUGUUGAUCUUAGACAAGCAACCGCAGAACAAGCUGCCUUAGAAUUGGCUAGACCAGCAGAUAAAGUAACGCUGAUUGCUCAAUAUGUACCUGAAAGGUAUAACGAAGUAAAAGAUAAACCUGGAGACAGUUUUUAUGUGAAAGCAAUGUUCGAUCGAGUAGGCGAAGUUGGAGAUAGCCUACAACUUAGGUUUAAUAAGGAUGAUAUUUUAUAUGUUGAUAAUACAAUGUUUAAUGGUACUCCGGGUCAUUGGAGAGCUUGGAUAGUUGAUCAAACUGGAAGAAGACAAACAUGCGGUAUAAUUCCGAGCAAAUUCAAGGUCGAAGAAGAAUUGCUUUUACGGCGUUCAUUGGGCGAUUUAGAAACAGAUACUACUAGACGGGGUAGCACAAGUGCAAGAAGAAGCUUUUUCCGUCGAAAGAAACAUCAACGUUCUUCCAGCAGGGAUAGCAAAGAAUUAUCACAUCUUACAGGAGUAAAUUUGGGUUGGUACAGUGAUAGUGGGACAUUAAAUGAAGAAACUCUCCCAGCAAGCUACCAGCAUCCAGCUUUAAGACCUGUGUUAAUUAUUGGUCCAUUGAGCGAAUGUGUAGUAACAAAACUAUUACAAGAAUUUCCAGGACAGUUCACCAGGUGUCUUGCAGAAGCUAUGCACUGUUCUCAAGCGACGCUCGAACAAGGUUUGCGAGAUUCACUUUAUGUGGACUAUAGAAAAAAAGGAAGCUAUUUCGAGUGUACUACAGUACAAGCUGUCAAGGACAUCUGUGAGAAGAAUACUCACUGCAUAUUGGAUGUAUCGAUUGCAUCGAUCGAGCGACUUCAUCGACAUCAAAUCUAUCCUAUAGUUCUGUUGAUUAAAUUUAAAAGCACCAAACAAAUAAAGGAGGUCAAAGAUUCCAGAUAUCCAAGCGACAAAGUUAGUGCCAAGGCGGCCAAGGAGAUGUACGAACAAGCAUUGAAGUUGGAAGCUGAAUAUAAACAUUAUAUAUCUGCUGUAAUUCCAGCUGGGGUAAAUGUCGCGUAUAUAUGUACGCAAGUGAAAGCCGCAGUAGAUGAAGAACAAAGCAAAGCGCUGUGGGUUCCUAGAGGGCUUCCCUGACGUUUAAGGGGGGGUCCCCAUAAACCACAGUGGAAAUCAAUCUAAAUUCCACCAGGGGGCCCUUACGUUGUACGAUUGUACAAAAAUUGUUACAAGUUUGUUUAUUUAUGGUCUCUUUUUGUCACAAUGGUAUGUAAGAAUUUCGAUUACUUACUACGAUCUUUUAAAUUAUUUUACUAUUUAUUCAAAGUGUAAGGUGUUUCUUUCCCUUUCUUUUUAUCUUUUAUUUUAAAAGAUUCUGGAUUAUACAAUUUAUUUUAACCCCUAACGGACGUAUCUUACCUCUUAUGUGAUACAGCAAUUUUUAUCAUUAAGAGUACUUUGCUUUACCGGGCGCUGAACUGAAGUGUAAUAUAAAAUUUUUUUUAGCGCAAGAAUGUUAAACAAUUGUUAAGAAUUUCACGAAUCUCUAUAUUUGUCGAACGCGAAGUAAAGUAGUCUCUACAAGUAACAGUCGUUAGCAUUUUUCAUCGUUUUAAAUUUUUAUCCAUUAGAAUAUAUGGAUAACAUGUAUUGGAAAUAGAUAAUUUGUCCGAUGAAUUUAUAAUUGUAAGCCGGGGGGAAAAAAUUAAAUCCAGUAAUACUCUCAUCCUCUUCAGACGAGAAAGAUGAAUCUUACAUUAUUUUAAAAAAAUCAGAUGGGAAGCGUUGACGUUCGUUAAGGGUUACUAAGCUUUGUCAUUUAGUAUUUUAAUAAGUAUUCAACAUAUUUCAGUAAAUAUUUGACUCUAUUUAAAUAACACUAUCAUUCCUAUAAAAUGUUAUGGAACAUACAAGAUUUCAUAUAAAAAAACAAUCUUAAUAUUUAAACAUAUAUAGAUAACAUUUGUAUUACAAAAAAAGAAAAGAAAAGAAGGAA